This is a messenger RNA of Ciona intestinalis (vase tunicate), 1481 nucleotides long. The record is from RefSeq and is a predicted model, not a curated record. Lineage: Eukaryota; Metazoa; Chordata; Ascidiacea; Phlebobranchia; Cionidae.
AGGGUAUACGUUACCGCUAAGGAUUAGGUAAUGCCUUUUGGGAUCCGAAUUUAAGUUCUUUAAAAAGACUACGAUAGUUAUUGGAUAUAUUGACAGUUUGACAUGAAAUCGUAUUAGGUUUAAGUUUAAGUAUUUAACAUGAAUCCCCCGUGUGCAAGAUGCAAGAAGACGGUCUACCCCACGGAAAAGCUUUCGUGCUUGGACAAGACGUGGCACAAAUCCUGCUUCACGUGCGAGACAUGUAACCUCAAACUUACUAUGAAGACUUAUAAGGGGUACAACAAACUUCCAUACUGCAACACACACUACCCAACCACGAGAUUCACUGCUGUUUCAGACACACCGGAAAAUAAACGACUUGCCCAACAACAGAAAAAUCAAUCCGAAGUAGUAUACAGAAAGGACAAGAUGAACGCUCUAAAGGAUUUCACUCAGGUGGCAGAAACAGUAUCAAGCAGAACAGCGACCCAAGCCUCGAAACUUGCAUCUAACAUCAGCUACCAGACGGCGCCCCAUGAAGUCGGUCGUGACGGUCCAGUCCCCGUGGAAAAUAUUGUCAACAGAAGAGCGCCGCCAGGUAGCGCACCUGCGUAUUCUGCACCGCAACCACAACCACCUGCACCAGUAGUAGCGCAACCGCCACCUCCAGUACAAGCGAAGUCACCUACUACAACACCGAAGUACGUAGCUAUAUACGACUACGCCGCUGCUGACGACGACGAAGUCUCAAUACAAGAAGGCGAUAAGUUGAUUGAUGUGACGGUUAUAGACGAGGGGUGGAUGGAAGGAAGAAAUGCAAGAACAGGAGCUUACGGGAUGUUUCCGAGCAACUAUGUACAGAAAGUUUAACAGAUUUACCACAAAGCAAAACAGCGUGACACCUAAUGCUAUGAACUGCUCUGUAACUCGAUUAAAAUGACCCGCAACACAGAAUGGAAAAUGCUGACAAAAGUUUUUUACAUGCGCUCUACUCAAAUGAAGAAAUGGCACUUCAAAACUAUUCUACACAAUAUGUGAACUGCUAUUUACUCUUCGUAAGCAUGCAUACACAAAACGGGAAAUAGGCUUUUAAUGAUGUAUUUUGUUUGGUAUACAUCAAAACUGAGGCAAAAGUAAUCUCUAUGUAAAAGUUAUCCCAAAAUAUUUUUAUUUCGUGCAAAAUUUGAAGCAUUCCGUUUCUCGGUACAUUCCAACACAAAUCAUUCCAAGCGACAAAUACCAUUUAUACACCACACAUACAUAUUGCGUAUAUUUCUGCAUUUGCUACUAAAUUGUAAGAAUGUACAUGUCUUCGCUCGGUUUAAUAUUCCGUAUACUGCGGUUUUUAUUUAACUAACCUUCGCUUGGUUAAAAUACCUGCUGACGGACGGACGCUGCUUUUACUUACGUAAACUCCCCACUCGAAUUCGGCACAAAUUGCUAAUUUGUUACAGAUGUUCUAACCCUCAUUGACUCAAAUACAACCUGGUGACAGAAGCGAA